GAGGAGGGAGUGGGGAUGGUGGAGAGGAGGGCGUCGCCGGCUGCGGCGGCGGCGGGGGGGAGGCGGAGGUGCGGGGUGAGGGUGGGGCCGACGAGGCUGGAGGGCAUGCCGGCGGCGUGGCCGGCCGUCGCGGCGGUCAAGGCCAAGUGGCCCGUCUCCGGCGGUGCGCUCUCGCAGAUGAUCCUCGGGAGGUGCUGGGGCCGCGGGGUCACCGCCGUCGAGCCCGUCGGCGGCGACGGCGUCGUCCGCUGGGACGGCGCCGGCGACGCCAACCGCUUCCGCUUCGACCUCGACCAGCCUUCCGCCGCCGCCGCGCGCGCCGCCCGCCCGGAGCGCGGCGUGUCCUUCUCCAUCCUCUAUGGAUUCCAAGAACAAGGAAGAGGCAAGGACGUGGUGAAGCUUGAGGAGAUUGGGACAGCCAUGAUAAGCCUGGAGGAAUGCUGCUGGGAGAUGCAACUGCAGCAGCAGCAGAAAAGGGGGGCAACUCAGCAGCAGCUGGUGGUUGUCCCCAUCAGGGUGAGGAAAGAUGGAUGGGCAAGUGAUGCCAUGCUUUAUGUGAAUGUGGAGCUUGUGGACGCGAACACGCCUUCUGAGAACAUCGGAAGGACUGUUUCAUUCAGGGAGAGCAGGGCGAGGACGACGACUCCGGCACCGACAAUGCGGGACAAUAGGAAGAGCUUGGAGGCAGGGACGUACCAUGAGGUCCUUGACCUGAAGCAGCUGCUUGAUCUGGCUGACAGGGAGCACAAGGUGGCUGUGUACAGCAGGAGCAAGAGGAAUUCGGACAGCAGCAGCGUCAGCAGCAUGAGCAGUGUCAGCAGCAGCAGCACCAUCAGCAUCAGCAGCGCCAGCUCGAGCGGCGGCGCCAGCCCGGAGCCCGGCCUGUCGUCGAAACGCCGGCUUCUACCGUGGAGGAGGAAGAGCCGGGACUUCGACAAGAGGAGCAGCGAGUCGCUCUCCCAAGAAUUGCCCAUGAAAUACAUGGAUGAUGAUCUGGCGGGAAGCUGGGAGACUCGGGAGUUCACGAGCAGGGACUCGGAGACGAAGCUGAGGACGCCGGUGUUCUUCGCGUCCAUCGACCAGCGCGACGACAGCGCCGGCGGGGAGAGCGCGUGCACGGCGCUGGUGGCCGUGCUGGCGGCGGCGCUGCACGCCAACCACCCGACGAUGCCGACGCGGCCGGAGCUGGACGCGCUCAUCAGGGACGGCUCGUCGGAGUGGAGGCGGCUCUGCGACGACGAGGCGCACAUGGCGGCGUUCCCGAACAGGCACUUCGACCUGGAGACGGUGCUCGCGGCGAGGGCGAGGCCCAUCGCCGUGCAGCACGACAGGGCCUUCGUCGGCUUCUUCCAGCCCGAGAGCUUCGCCUCCCUCUCCGGCGCCAUGUCGUUCGACGACAUCUGGCGAGAGAUCGCCGCCGCCGCCGGCGGCGAGCCGGGGCGCGCCGACGUGUACAUCGUGAGCUGGAACGACCACUUCUUCGUGCUCAAGGUGGAAGGCGACUGCUACCACGUCGUGGACACGCUCGGCGAGAGGCUCUUCGAGGGCUGCGACAAGGCGUACAUGCUCCGGUUCGACGCCACGUCGGAGAUGCGCUCGGUGUCGCCGCCGCCGUCGUCGCCGUCGCCGGAGGAGGAGGUGAUCGUCACCGGGAAGGAGUGCUGCAGGGAGUUCAUCAAGAGGUUCUUGGCGGCCAUCCCGCUGAGGGAGGAGCUGGAGAUGGAGAGGAAGGGCUGCGCCGACGCGCCGCACCGCCGGCUGCAGAUCGAGUUCCACUUCACCGUCCUGAAAGAAGAAGAACAAGACCAAGCAAGAAGAUGAUGAUGAUCAGUGGUUGUAGCUCUGCAAGCUGACUCAAAGCUGUAGUCUGUACUAACAAACAUUCAUGUACAUUUCUAUACAUAUACAGUACAAGAGGAACAGGAAAUCACAGCAUUGAUACAUACGGAUACUACAGGGAUUUUUGGAUAGUAAAUAUUAUUGUAGGCAGACACAGGAAAUUUUUACAGAAAAAAAAAACAGAGUUCAUGGUUUGUCUUACCUUUUUUUGUUUGGAGGCAGGAAUAGGGUCCAUUUCAUCUCACCUGUCAAAGCCAUUUUGUAAGCAUGCCCAGGACUCACUGCACAUUAUUUACAUAUAGUAAAAUCUAGGGGCUUAUUUGACCCCGUUUA
Molecule: messenger RNA, 2172 nt
Organism: Oryza sativa Japonica Group (Japanese rice)
Lineage: Eukaryota; Viridiplantae; Streptophyta; Magnoliopsida; Poales; Poaceae
Source: RefSeq, a predicted model, not a curated record